This is a messenger RNA of Alternaria novae-zelandiae, 957 nucleotides long. RefSeq lists its product as uncharacterized. NCBI's taxonomy places the organism in Eukaryota, Fungi, Ascomycota, Dothideomycetes, Pleosporales, Pleosporaceae. The record is from RefSeq and is a predicted model, not a curated record. The transcript has 3 exons. The coding region runs from base 1 to 957 and encodes 318 amino acids.
AUGAAGCUUCUCGCUACCCUCACCUUCUUCAGCGCUUUGGCUGCAGCUGCGCCAGUCCUCGACGCACGCGCUACUACCACUGCGAAGACCUCCAGUGCUCUCAAAACCAGCAGCGCAGCAGCCGUCAAGUCCAGCAGUGCGGUUGCAGUCGUCACUUCGAAGACCAGCAGCGCAGCUGCAGUCGUCACUGCGAAGUCUAGCAGUGCAGCAGUCGUUUCGAAGGCUAGCAGCUCCGCUAUUGUCUCCAAGGCAAGCAGCUCUGCCAUCGUCUCGAAGGUCAGCAGCGCUGCCAGCUCAGUCAUUACUUCGAAGGCCAGCAGCGCAGCCGCCACCACUACGGGUACCGCACCUUUGCUCGGUGUCAAUGUCGGUGGAUCUUCCUCACCUCUUUUGGGAGUCAAGGUCUCGUCUUCGACCUUGUUGGCCGUCGACGUUAGCCUGGGAGCUUCAUCCGUCAAGGCCUCAUCGGUAGCCACCAUCACUGCGGCGCCCACUUCCGCUCCAGCUACAGCUUCCACCGCUCUGCCGUCUACCUUCUCCGCUCCUGUCCAAGGACAAGGCAAGCUUACGCUGGACAACCUUCCCGCGAUGCCGGGCGUGAUCGACAAAGCCUUCUCCGGUGUUCUUGGUGCUGCCUAUGGUCUCACUGGUACACUCAACAACCUUCUCAUUGACGGCAACAACUACGGUACCAACACCAGUGUGGCAGCGUGGUGCGACGGUGGACGCUGCUAUGGUGCCGCCAGUGCCCCGUUGAGCGCGACAGCUCCUUUCAUCAUCACCUGCGAUCAGCUCAGUGGUACGCAAGUCUGUUCCGCGACCAUCUCUGGCGCGGCAAACGCUAUCUUCCAGAACGGCGAGUCUGUUGAACUCUGGGGCUGGCUUACACCCGCCGGUUACUGCCAGAAUGGUGUAUGCACCGCAUCCAUCACGGCUGUUGGCGACCCAAUGUACUGA